This is a messenger RNA of Miscanthus lutarioriparius, 1275 nucleotides long. NCBI's taxonomy places the organism in Eukaryota, Viridiplantae, Streptophyta, Magnoliopsida, Poales, Poaceae. The record is from the annotation of a GenBank genome assembly.
AUGGCCGCGGAGGCGGAUCAGGGCUUCCACCCGCUGGACGAGGCGUCCCUGGUCGCCUACAUCAAGGCCACGCCGGCGCUCGCCUCCCGCCUCGGCGGCGGCAGCCUGGACUCCAUCGAGAUCAAGGAGGUCGGCGACGGCAACCUCAACUUCGUCUACAUCGUGCAGUCCGAAGCCGGCGCCAUCGUCGUCAAGCAGGCGCUCCCGUACGUGCGCUGCGUGGGGGACUCGUGGCCGAUGACGCGGGAGCGCGCCUACUUCGAGGCCUCCACGCUGCGGGAGCACGGCCGCCUGUGCCCGGAGCACACCCCCGAGGUGUACCACUUCGACCGGGCCAUGUCGCUGAUGGGGAUGCGCUACAUCGAGCCCCCGCACAUCAUCCUCCGCAAGGGCCUCAUCGCCGGCGUCGUGUACCCGCUGCUCGCCGACCAUGUGUCCGAUUACAUGGCCAAGACGCUCUUCUUCACCUCCCUCCUCUAUAACAACACCACGGACCAUAAGAACGGAGUUGCUAAGUACUCUGAGAAUAUGGAGAUGUGUAGGCUCACGGAACAAGUUGUGUUCUCGGACCCAUACCGUGUCUCCCAAUAUAAUCGGUGGACCUCGCCUUAUCUUGACGAAGAUGCUGAGGCAGUUCGACAGGACGAUGAGCUCAAGUUGGAAGUAGCUGAAUUGAAAUCGAUGUUUAUCGAGAGAGCUCAGGCUCUGAUUCAUGGAGAUCUCCACACUGGUUCUAUCAUGGUGACCACAGGUUCAACUCAAGUCAUUGAUCCAGAAUUUGGGUUUUAUGGACCAAUGGGUUUUGACAUUGGAGCCUUCCUUGGAAACCUGAUUUUGGCAUACUAUGCACAGAACGGACAUGCUGAUCAAGCAAACGAUCGUAAAGCUUACAAGAAAUGGAUCUUGAAGACAAUUGAAGAGUCGUGGAAUUUGUUCCAGAAAAAGUUCAUUGAACUAUGGAAUAAACACAAAGAAGGGAAUGGGGAGGCGUACCUGCCUGAUAUAUACAACAACUCAAAGCUUUUGAGCGUUGCUCAGAAGAAGUACAUGACAAACCUAUUCCAUGAUAGCCUUGGGUUUGGUUCAGCCAAAAUGAUCAGGCGAAUAGUUGGAAUUGCUCACGUCGAGGAUCUCGAGUCAAUUAAGGAUGCCAGCAAGAGAGCAGAGUGCGAGCGCGCUGCCCUCAAUUGUGCAAAGGCGAUCCUCAAGGGAAGACGCCAAUUUGAGACCAUCGAGCAAGUCAUUGAGCAUAUUCAAUCGUUUGACCAGGACUGA